This is a messenger RNA of Cercospora beticola, 1988 nucleotides long. RefSeq names its product chromatin structure-remodeling complex subunit RSC7. Gene Ontology annotation, molecular function: chromatin DNA binding. Lineage: Eukaryota; Fungi; Ascomycota; Dothideomycetes; Mycosphaerellales; Mycosphaerellaceae. The record is from RefSeq and is a predicted model, not a curated record. Gene Ontology annotation, cellular component: RSC-type complex; nucleus.
CCCGCGAGAACACCAGCCCAGCUCCAGCUCUUCGUCCCUUCCACCCUCUGCUCAGCGCUUCUCCUCACCCAUACCGGCGCAAUGCCGUUCAAGAAGGGCGGCGGUCACCACAAGGGCCGCAAAUCAAGCACGCGCAUCAGUCUCCCUGCGACAAGGACUCCUACACCCCGAGUGGAUGACGACAACGAAGACGAAGAAAUGGCCGAUCAGGACGAAAUUCAGUACGAUGCGCCCGAACCUGAUGCCGACGAGGAUGAAGCCGAAGACGCUGCUACCCCUGCCGCAGACGAGGACGACGAUGACGACGAUGACGAUGCGCCGCGAAUCACUACAAUACCACGACGGAGAGCGAAAGCCGCGCGGCGAGCAUCGCGCAGAGGCGGCGACGACAAUACCCCGGAACCUGGCGACGAUGGCAGCGAUGUGGGCACUCCGCAAAGGAGGCGGCGCGGACGACCGACAACAGGCAGCUCGAGAAGAACAGGAGGCUUUCGUGGGCGGCGAAAAGGUCAAAAAGACGAAGGCCCAAAGACCAUUAUGGACAAGAAUGGCACGGUACUGGAGGUGAUUGACGAUGAAGCGCAAGUCGACUGGGAUCCCGAAGGAGAAGAGAAGGUUGAUGCGCUCGGCUUCCUCAAAGGAGGCAGGGAGUACCGCGUCCGUACCUUCACAAUCAUGGGCAAAGGCGAGAGGCAAUACAUGUUGAGCACCGAGCCCGCAAGAUGUUGUGGCUUCCGCGACAGCUACCUUUUCUUCACGAAGCAUCCGAAGCUGUACAAGGUCGUGAUUGGCGAGGACGAAAAGAGGGAUCUAAUCGAGCGCACCAUCCUGCCGAGCAGCUACAAGGGUCGCACCAUAGGAGUGGUUGCCGCCCGAUCAGUAUUCCGAGAGUUUGGCGCAAGGAUAAUUGUGGGCGGAAAGAGAAUCAUCGAUGACUACCGCGUUGCAGAUGCCCGAGCGGAAGGCGCAGUGGAAGGCGAGCUAGCGGAUCCUGACGACUAUGUUCCGGACAAGCGCGAAGAGUACAAUCGCAAUCGGUACGUCGCCUGGUUCGGCGCCAGCGAUGUGUAUAAGCAAGGAGGCUCAACUGUGCCGAACAAACAAGGACCGAUUGGAAAGCGCCGAAACAAUAUUACGCGAGAGAAUUGGCAGUUCAUGCAUGCACGAGACGCAAGUCGCUUCAACUCGACGCUUACAGCACACCGCGCCCUGAACCAGAAUGGCGUUUACGACUUCAACACGAACGCGAUGUUCUACCCGAAGAUUAUGCAGCCUACGCAUGCGAAAUGGGAGUACAUACCGCCUGGUGCAGACGAACCUCAAAAUGGAGCGCUCACGAAUGGCCUCACAAACGGACAUGCGAAUGGUGACUCGAGCUCCACAGAACACGACACGGAGAGUACGAUCUUCACGCCUGUGCCUCCUGUGAUUUCCCGGAAUUUCAAAGUCAUAGAUACAGUAUACUCCGCACCCCCAAUAUCUCAUGCUGGGUAUCCCGGGCCCGACGGCCAUGUGGAGGAUCCGACGUCUGGACCGAACGGACUGUCGAGUAUAGCGCAGGAGCUCGUAGACGAAUUGCCGCCUGAGUGCAGAGCAGCGUUCGAGGAAGCACGCGCUAAGGAGAUCGGCUGGAAGAAGCAGUGGGGCACCGAGACCGACAGUGCUCAUCGCGGGCAUCUAAAGAUCGGCUUUAAUGGGUAUCCUGUUUGAUGUUAUCAGGGCGUUAGGCGAAUGAGGCGUUUUGCGAGUAUCUGUGGCAAGGAGGUAAGAGCCACCUGGACUGGGUCUGAUGUCCUACAAAAGGCUGCGACUACUUUUCUGGGUUCGCUUUUAUUUUGAAUUUGCGCCAUGCGCGCUGAAGAACGUGUAUGGGGUUGUAGGAGAUGCAAGUAACAGACUUAGAGAGGACAUCAGAUCUAAGUAGUGGGAAUAAGAAGAACUCGAAACGCCGCCGCUUCACGACGAAUGGAGCGCAGCCUGAAGCCGGA